CGCUGAGAGCGCUCCACGUCCUGCACGCGCUGCUGCUGUGUGUCUGUUUGAACCGGAGGACGACCGACAGCGAAAAAACUACCGUCCGUCCGUUUCGUCCGUGAAUGAACGCGCACCGUGACGCCCGCAUGCCACUCCUCCAUCACCCGAGUUUGACUCCCGCGGUCUAUCGGAUCCUCGGGGACGCCGCUAUUCAGCGCAACCGACGUCGAGCCUGAUUUUCUGCCUCCUAACAGCAUCACCGGUCCACUGCACUCCUGAGAAGCCUUGCCGCUCUCCUCAGGCGUUUCUUCCUCCUCGCUGGCCGAUCCCUUGACUCCAACUCCCAGAUAACCUGUGGGCAUCACUCUGUACGCUCGGAAGCUCGGUGGCCGACGGACUGAAUCGGGUGCUUUACGCACCGCCUGUCAUUAGAGGCUCUGUAGGAAAAGAUCAGCGUUUUCCAUCCACUGAAGAAGCCAUGAUCAUCUGGUCCUCUCAUGGCCGUGCUACCGUCAGCCUCCUCCACUCCCAGUCGGUGCUCCUUCUGACCCUGGUGCUGCUGCUCUGCCCGGCGGGCCGAGUGGCGGGUCAGAGUCAGACCCAGUCGCCUGCCCAGGUGCUCCAGGACCUGCUGUCCCGCUACGGAGACAACAGCACCAUCUCAGUGCCUCAGCUGCGUGCUCUGCUAGCGGUCCUGAGCCAGGGCGAAAAUCAGGAAAAGGACGCCGACAGCAGUACGCCGGAGACGACCACAAGCACACCUCCAAAAUCCAACAGCUCCAAGUGCUUGCCCGCGGACACGCUGGCUAUUUACAGCAUCAGCGAGCAGUCGCGGCUGGACAGUCGGGGUUUACAGGAGCUGUGUCCCACCAUGCUGCAGCAGCUGGACGCCGGCAGCUGCAGGGCACAAAAAGAGGAGGAGGCGAGCAGCGACGCCUCGCCCAGACCAUCAGACGGUGAAGUGUGGGGCUAUGGGAUCCUGUGUGUGACACUGAUCUCUCUGUGUUCGUUGGUUGGGGCCAGCGUGGUGCCCUUCAUGAAGAAAACCUUUUACAAGCGACUGCUGCUCUACUUCAUAGCCCUGGCCAUUGGCACGCUCUACUCCAACGCCCUGUUUCAGCUCAUCCCAGAGGCCUUUGGUUUUGACCCUAUGGUGGACUUCUACGUAUCCAAGUCUGCAGUGGUGUUUGGAGGAUUUUAUCUCUUCUUCUUCACUGAAAAAGUCCUCAAGGUGCUUCUCAAGCAAAAACAAGGGAGUCACGGUCACAGUCACUACCCCGGUGCAGAUCGAUACUCGACGCCCAGCAGCGACGUGGAGGAAGGUGAGAAGGAGAAGCUGCAGCAGAACGGAGAAGCCAGCAGUCUGGCUCUGGGGAAGGUGGAUGCAGGGGAAGGAGAGCUGAUGCUUAGCCCCGCUCAAACACCACAGGAUUCCCAGAGCCCGGACAGCGGCGGUCGGUCCGGCAGCAGCGGCGGCGGCUGCUACUGGCUGAAGGGUACGACCUACUCUGACAUCGGCACGCUGGCCUGGAUGAUCACCCUCAGCGACGGCCUCCACAACUUCAUCGACGGUCUGGCGAUCGGAGCCUCCUUCACCGCCUCCGUCUUCCAGGGCAUCAGCACCUCUGUGGCCAUCCUGUGUGAGGAGUUUCCCCACGAGCUGGGAGACUUUGUGAUCCUGCUGAACGCCGGGAUGAGCAUCCAGCAGGCGUUGUUCUUCAACUUCCUGUCGGCCUGCUGCUGCUACCUGGGGAUGGGCUUCGGCAUCCUGGCCGGGAACAGCUUCUCCCCCAACUGGAUCUUCGCCCUGGCAGGAGGAAUGUUCCUCUACAUCGCUCUGGCAGACAUGUUUCCGGAGAUGAACGAGGUGAGUCGUGAGGAGGAGGACGCCGGUGGCAGCAGCUUCCUGCUCACCUUCGCCAUCCAGAACGCCGGCCUGCUGACGGGUUUCUCCAUCAUGCUGCUGCUCACCACGUACUCCGGUCAGAUCCAGCUCGGCUAGCGGGACGGUUCGGACCCAAACAGAGGCUGAAACUCUCGGCUUUCAAGACCCUGGAGUUCUGGGGUUUGUUGUCGUAGCUGUGCGGCCGGUACGCACACAUCUGGAAACAGCUGCUGCUCCUCAUGCAGCAGAUCUGAGGGCCUUCAUCCUCCACCUCCUCCUCAAACAACCGAAACAGAGACGUGACGUGCAAUACUCCUCCAGUCACAUAAUCCCGUGUCCUCGUCCCCUCACUGAGCCUGUUGAGAUUCAGAGAAUUUAAACCGCUGAUCCUCUGUGAAAAGCACAAUCAGGUAACAGCAGCUUCCCCUCGUUUAGUUUCCAUUCCUUUACCAAAAACUUCAAACUGGAAUUAUUAUCUUCAACAAACCGACUCCCAGCUGAACUCUCGUUUGUUGAUUUUCUAUUUUUUUACCUUCGAAGACCAAAUACCGGGCGGACCGCUGAAGGGCUACACGGUUUCCUAGAGGCUCGGACCUGUAGAGCGAUGACUUUAUCCGUUUUAUCAACAACACCCAGUUUACCAUCUGUGCCCUUCAUUAUUACAGCGUUUUAAUAGCUCUAGCUUUUUUUAUUCCUCUUAACUCUCAAAGUGCAGAUUAGUGGUCUUUGCACAUCCCAUCAACCAUUUCCCCCCCAGAACAGUUUAUUCUUUUACAGCCUCGUCAUGGUUUUACGCAGAAUACUGUAUGCUGAGUCAUGAUAAGCAACGCACACUCAUGUUUUUCAUCAAUAAGAAGAUCUUGUUACUUAGGUUGUUGUAGCAAAAUCCAGCUCUCUCUGAGGUACGUGGACAAAAGUAUGUGGAAACGACGAUUUUGGGCUUUUAUUUUGGCGAAAAGUCAAGUUUGCCACUGUUUUCUGUUCAAAUUAACGAGUUAAGCGUCUGUUUUUGAUGAAAACUAGACCAAACAAUGACACAUGUGAAGACUUUCUGAUUAUCUGGAUGGAAAUAAUGCAAAAAUAUCUUCAUCUAAGUCACAGCAACUGACAAACACAGUCUGCUUAACCCUCCUGUUGUCUUCAUUUACAGGCACCAAAAAAUAUUGUUUCCUUGUCUGAAAAAAAUCCAAAAAUUCAGGAAAAAAAUUCCCAAAAUUUCUGAAAAUUUGCAAAACCUUCAGAAAGAAAAUUCCAAUAAUUCCUCAAAAGUUUUAUUUUAAAAAAUCCCCCAAAUUCUCAGGAAAAUUCUUGUCAAUAUUUUUUAAAAUGAGUAAAAAUCUUUAAAAAAAAUCAUUUUUAUUAUUGUUUUUAUUCUGUUUUGGUCCAAGUGGACCAAAUGAAUGAUUUCAUGAUUGAAAUAUGUUUAUUUUUCACUUUAUAGCAGAUUUUGAACCUUUUUCUAAUCGAUUUGUUGACAUUUUUCCACUCUUUUCCUCCAAGUUUGCAUCACCUCUUGUUUGACAUUAUCAGUGAUAAAUAGCUUGGGCUAGUAAUAUAAACAUUACAAUUUCUUUUAAAGUAUAAAAGGUAGCUUCAAAAUUUAAAUGGAAUGAUAUCAAAAACAUGUUUGUUAAGGAAUAGCUGGAAAAUGAAAUGAUAAAAACCACCACAGUGGCUCAUUUUUGACCCACUUAUGCAUCUAAGGGUUAAAUUAAGCAUCAAAUCUAUCAGACUUCUGUUGUGGAGCAAAUAAAAGGUCAUUUUAAGCUAAAAUUUUACAGUUAUCUUUGUAAAUAUACACUACAACCGUCACUCCUGUGUUCUAAUGCUACAUUGUUAGCGAAGGAAACCCUUGUGCAGUCAUGGAAAACAUGAAAUUAUCUGGGUCUCCCCAAACAGUUGAACGGUUGUGGAGGUAUUUUCUACCAUUUUCAGGCAAAUUUAAGGUGUUGGAGCAGAAAUUUGAGGAAGAAUCAGAAGAUUUUAGAUGAAAUAAUUCAUCUUUUUAAAAUUUCCUUGAUUCUAAAAUCUGACACUAGAAGCGUCGAUGAUGUAGACGAAGUGUUUGGGUGUCCGCAUACUUUUGUCCACGCAGAGCAGUUGAAACCUCGGAGAAAAAGGGUUUACGGUGUGAAACGUUUGUUUCCUGGAGCCUUCAGGGGACCAGUCUGUCGUGUUUUUGUGUCAUCGCUGCUUUCACUUUAACAAACUCUAUUUUUUUAGCGCUGUUAAGGAUGAAAACAAGCAUUUACAACUGAAGAAAAUAACCUUUAUUGUUCUCUUACAGAUGGAUUUCAACAGAGAUUUAAGCUGAAACUGUUCCUUUAGAUUCAAAAUAUCAUAGAUUAGAGCUGUAGAAUUUUAUUUAUUAGAUGUAGAAACUGGAACUCUUUAUAGGUUUGAACUAAUUAUUCCCUGAAGGAGAAGGCAAGCCAUUGAAGCGGUGGAGUUACUGCUGCUGGAUUUGUACCACAUGUGGGGUUAUUUAUUGUUGUUUAAGCCAUAAAAUAUUUAUUUUUCUGAUUUCCGCUCAGCUUUACGCCACAAAUCAUGAAAACACAGAUGAAAUCCAGCUUUUUUUUGUGUGUUUGUCUUUUUCUGUUACUGUUUUAUUUGGGGUAAACGGGACAGCUGACAGAUUAAAGCAUCGGUAAAUUGUACAUUUUAAGGUUAUAUUUAAAAACUGAAGCCACACUGACAACAGUUAAUGAUCCUCUGAACCUCAGAUAGUAAAUUAAGGAGCACACAGACAAUAAAACGUUUUUAUUGGUGCAUUUAAUUCCUGUUUCAGCUUCACAAACAAACCGAUGAACGACUCUCCAGAGGUUUUAAUUCAUCGUUUCGACGCUCGGACUCGUAUCGCGUCACUUUGAAGAAUAUCGUACCCAAAUGUAAUUAAUGGGAAUCCUCGUUAGCCUUCUGUGUGUCAUGGAAAAGUUUUUAUAAACAUCCUUUUCUAAGAAAA
Acanthochromis polyacanthus (spiny chromis) is the source of this 4832-nucleotide messenger RNA. RefSeq names its product solute carrier family 39 member 14 (gene slc39a14). The record is from RefSeq and is a predicted model, not a curated record. Gene Ontology annotation, molecular function: zinc ion transmembrane transporter activity. The coding region runs from base 461 to 1984 and encodes 507 amino acids. Lineage: Eukaryota; Metazoa; Chordata; Actinopteri; Pomacentridae. Gene Ontology annotation, biological process: intracellular zinc ion homeostasis; zinc ion import across plasma membrane. The transcript has 10 exons. Gene Ontology annotation, cellular component: membrane.